CUGCCGCUGGCUGCUGGCUGCUGCUGCUUUGGCUACGUCGUUGAAUGCUGACGAACCGUGCGAUCCUCGGAGCUCAUCCAGCAGCGCGCCCCCGCCGCCCCGAUUCGAAGGAGACGGCCAUGGCUAGCCCCAGCGCGAGGGAGGGAUCGCCGGAGCGGCUGGCUUGAUUAUGGGCGAGAUGGGUCCUGACCUGGAAGCUCGGGCCAAGUCGGAGGCUCCGAUGGGCGGAUCGGAGGCCGCGGCGAGCGUGUCGGCCGGCAAGGAGGGCGGAGCCGUUGCCCAGGAUCCCGGGGCUAAGGCGAUGCGCUGCUUGGGUAACCGUGAGGAGGACGGCGGCUUCGGCGCGGGGGGUUUGCGCGAUGCGGAAAUGCUCGAUGGGGACAGGAAUUCCGAUGUCGACAUAAUUGAUCGCAAGAGUCAGGCUAAGGAAGGCCCGAUUGAAGGUGGCCGAGGGGAUACGACUGAGAAUUCUAGUUCAUUUGGUGAUACAUCAUCUGGCUUUGAGAAUAAUUUAGCUAUGAAUGAUGGUGAAGUUGAGUCAGAGUUUCUUGGUGGCAAUAUGCUGGGAUUACUUUGUCCUGGACAGAGCGAACUCUAUCCAACAAGGAAGAAGCUGACGGAUCACUGGAGAAGGUUUAUACAUCCUCUUAAGUGGCGAUGUAAAUGGCUCGAACUGCGAAUUAAUGAGUUGAACUCCCAAGCACGAAAGUAUGAUAGGAAACUGGCAGAGUGCAACCAAAAGAAGAAAUUGAAUUUCUAUGGACCAGAAUCGCAAGAUUUUAAUGCAAAGUCACUUCCAUUUCCCGGUCAACUCUCAAGAGAGAAAGUCAUGAUCAGGAGAAAAAGAAAAAGAGUUGAAGAGACACGGGAUGUAGCAUCAUAUAUGUCACAGCACAACUUGUUCUCCUAUUUUGAUAGAAAGUCCCGUGCGGAUCAUAUUCCUAUGGAAAUUCGUCGUGGCAAUCAAGUAGGUGAUACUAUUGGUGAUUCACUUGAUUUUGGAGAUGGGGCAAAUUCCCUGGAGCAAAUACUUGCUAAGAUUGAGACAGCGAAGUCUUACAUAUGCAAGUUGAAAGCACGAAUGGAUAAGGUGUUAAGUGAAAAUCCUGGAAAGUUCUCUUCAGUUAAUAGGUUGUGCAUGCUAACACCAAAAGAUGAGUUGACCAGCUCUGAUAAAAAACAAGCUUCUCAUCAUGGGAAUGGACUUGUAUCUUCUUGUAAAUCUGUCUUUACAGCGUCUCUGCAAGUAUCGAACCACAAUGUAGAUGAUAUACUUAUGCCCGAAACUGCAAAUUCAACACUCGGAGAGGCGACUCCUUUGCCCGAUAUCAUUGAGAGCACAAAUCAGACAUUUAGAGGGGUUUCUCGUGAUAAUACUGAGGAAGAAAUUCUGAUGAAUGAGCAGGCAGUGGAGGAAAAAUCACUAGAUGUAUUAGAGUUCAGAAAUCAGCUCAUCAUGGAGAAGAAGCCCGAGGAACCAUUGGAACUGCAUGAAACUGAAACCGAUUCUCUGUUUUCGUCUCUGAAAUCUGAAACCGACUCUUUUGGAAAAGGAUCUAGUUUGAAAUCUCCCCCAAUUUGCAAGACCUAUGUACGUAGCAAACGGAGGCGGCGAAGUAGGCGGGUAGCUAUGCGUCUAGGGAGCCGGAAAUCCUUGGGUUAGGUGAGGCUGCAGAUAGUUGUAACAGUUGGAGAAGUGUUUGUGAGAGAGGAAGGAAAGUUUAUAUAGUUUCUGCUUCUAAAAAGGUGAGUUGUAUAGAUCUGCGUAUUCUAAUUGUAUAUUCUCUGUUCAUCCUCUCCCUCUUCCCCUAUGGAUUUUAUAGUCUCUGGUGGAACUGGAAACACUUUACUGUUUAUUUGGAAGAUGAACAUGAAUCAAAUAGGUCUUGUUUUUCUUUA
Molecule: messenger RNA, 1899 nt
Organism: Syzygium oleosum
Lineage: Eukaryota; Viridiplantae; Streptophyta; Magnoliopsida; Myrtales; Myrtaceae
Exons: 6
Coding region: 170-1663 (497 amino acids)
Source: RefSeq, a predicted model, not a curated record